Molecule: messenger RNA, 1011 nt
Organism: Trametes versicolor FP-101664 SS1
Lineage: Eukaryota; Fungi; Basidiomycota; Agaricomycetes; Polyporales; Polyporaceae
Product: Aldo/keto reductase
Exons: 8
Coding region: 1-1011 (336 amino acids)
Molecular function (GO): oxidoreductase activity
Source: RefSeq, a predicted model, not a curated record
AUGCAAGGAGAAACGCGCUUCACACUUGCCCCGGACACUACGCUUCCCCGGAUCUGGACCGGCCUGUGGCAACUAUCCAGCAGUGCAUGGGGAAGCGCCCCUGCUCCGAAGGUUCGCGAUGCCAUGGCAAGCUAUACCGCAAAAGGAUACGGAGCGUUCGCGGACCACUAUGGUCCUGCGGAGAGCCUCUUCGGCCAAUUCAUCAAGAACCUUCCUGAGGGAGAACGCCCAUUCGGUGCCACGAAGUGGGCUGUCUUCAAUCCGAUGGAAGUGUCGCACGACACAGUCAAGACCGCAAUUGACGAACGUUGCAUGCGGAUGCAGACGCAGUGCAUCGAUCUUCUCCAGUUCUUCUGGCAGGACUACCAGGACAGGAGCUACAUCAACGCCCUGCAGCUCCUUCUCCAACUCCGCUCGGAGGGCAAGAUUCGACACCUCGGGCUGUGCAACUUCGACACCAGACGGGCAGACGAACUCUGCACUGUCCUCGGCCCAGGCUGCAUCGUGUCCAACCAAGUACAGUUCUCUAUCAUUGACGUUCGUCCUCUCCACGGCAUGCAUGACAUCUGCGAGAGGCACGGCAUUAAGGUUCUCGCCUAUGGCGUACUGUGUGGCGGCCUUCUCACCGACCACUGGCUCGGCAAGCCCGAACCCGAGCUCUACGCCGGCCUCAACCCUUCGCAGCGCAAGUACCUGGACGUCAUCCUCAAGGCGUGGGGGACCUGGGACCUGUUCCAGGCCCUCUUGCGUGUCCUGCGGGGCAUCGCCGACCGCCACGGCAACGUCAGCAUCGCGAACGUUGCUGUGCGCUGGGUGCUCGAGCAUCCGUUCGUCGGCGCAGUGAUCAUAGGCGCGAGGCUGGGGCUCGCCGACCACGCCGACGACAACAACAGGGUCUUCACGUUCGCGCUCACCGAGCGCGACAAGGCGGAGAUAGAGCAGAUCGAGAGGCAGUCCAACAGCGCGAGCAUGAUCAUGACCAUCGGGGACUGCGGCGCCGAAUACCGUUGA